UGAAAAAUGAGCAAAGAAUAUUGUGUAAAAUGGUAUUUCUAAGAAGGUGUAAGGUAAGUAAACACACAAUGCACGCAGCAGUGUUGCUACAAUGGAUGUAAAGAGGGAGGGCAUGGAAAAAUAGCGAAUUCAACGACAGAUCACCAAUCCUAAAUGACUCUGACUCAUGACUUGUGGGUGGAGUAGUGUAGCAACAUCUAUAGUAGUUUUAAUGGUCGAUAAUAUUAUAUACACACGCUCAUGUGCACGUUCUGUUGAGACGCACUAUGCAAACAUGUUGCAUUAACUCCGUCCCUAAGUCUUGCAGACUGGAGUUGUGAUCGUGGUAGGACAACAUUCACGGUGUGUGUAUGUAGGUCAUCAGCUGACCGAGGGGCGGGUACGUUCAUUGUGCGCCUUUAACCCGCGCUUUUUACGCACAGACGAGCGCACAGCACCUUUUUGUGAACCAAGGAAGACGCUAAAGUAGCCUCAGCGCUGGCCUUACAUGUCCACAAAAGACAAGCGUCGUCCUUGCAGUUAAGUGGUGCAAACCGGCGGUCUACACUUCCAAAGGGGAAGUACCUUUGGCCUGCAACAGCGUGGUGUUCAACAACAAACUUUGCUAUGGGCAAAAAGUCUCGCGACGAGGAGUCCUCAUCCUCUGAUGAGGAAGAAUAUGUUGUGGAGAAGGUGCUGGACAGGAGGGUGGUGAAAGGCAGGGUCGAGUUCUUUCUCAAGUGGAAAGGAUACUCAGAUAAGCACAACACCUGGGAGCCAGAAAAGAAUCUGGAUUGCCCUGAGCUUAUAUCUGAGUUCAUGAAGACCUACAAGAAAAGCAGUGGUGGAAGCUCCACACCUAGCAGCGGGGGCAGCAAAUCAAGCGCAGGCCCCUUGGGACGCUCCAAAGACUCGAGUAGCUCAAAGAAGAGAAGCUCGGAUGAUGAUGAGGAGGGUGGAAGUAAACCCAAAAAGAAAAAAGAGGAUGACAUUCUAGUUGCUCGGGGCUUUGAGAGAGGACUUGAGCCAGAGAAGAUCAUUGGAGCAACUGAUUCAUGUGGAGACCUAAUGUUUCUUAUGAAGUGGAAAGACUCUGAUGAGGCUGAUCUCGUGCUUGCCAAGGAGGCCAAUCAUAAGUGCCCACAGAUUGUCAUAGCCUUCUAUGAGGAACGUCUCACCUGGCAUGAAGACACUGACAAGAAGGAGAAGGAUGCUGUAAGCGCGUGAGUGCAUCACCUCAGGAGGAAACGGGACCUCCUCCACUGCAGGGACAAGUUUGAUUCAGACAUUUUUCACACCAAACCUCCCAUUUUUCCUCUUUACCAUGUCCAACAACAACAGAGACAGCGGACACAGUUGUGUUAUCUCCAUCCAUGCCCCGUUGGAGCACAAGGGCCCAGACUGCUGAGAAGGAUCCAUCAGACAGGAGGAGAAGCUGUAGCGGACAUGGGUGAUAUGCUACUGGGGAGGGUUUCUGCUGUUUUGUCUUUGUAUUCUUUACUGUCUUUUUUUCUGAACACAUCAUGUUUUAGUGCUUACAGGAUACAGUUAUGUCAUUAAGAAAUUUUGCAGAUGACCAUCAGUGCAUGUGCACUGAUGGUCAUCUGUUAAAACUCAGAAUAUAAAGCCAGAGUUUGUACAAGCUGCUAACCAUGAGCUUGUCCCAAGUUGGGUGCACAACCCCCAUCCUGAUGUAAGCAGUGCCCCCCCCCUUUAUUUUUUUUAAUAACCCAAUGAUAAGAACGUAGUAUUGAUAUUCAGGAAGCAACCACAACAGCACUUCCCUGGUUGCAUGAUCACUUCCUUUUUUUUAGAACUUUUUUAUCUCUUGUAGAUUUGUGUUUGUCCUGUCUAUUGGGGUAAAACUACUCAAUUUGCAAACUUGCAGAGGACACCGGCCAAUUAUGUCUUUAUAAUGUAGUGAUUUUUUUUUUUUUUUUUUUAAACUGUAAUUUUUUUAUCUCUUAUUUCCAGGUUUUUAACAUGUAAAUGUUGUGUGGUGUGUUUUUUUUUUUUUUUUUUUUUUUUAAUUUCUUUAUGCUAUCACCAUUUGAAGAAAAGGACAAUAAAACAAAUUUUACUGACUUCUGUACCCCCCCUUUUUUCUUUUUCUUUUUUUUUUUUUUUUUCCCCUUCCUUUUUAACAGUAGUGUUAUCAUUGGAUCAGUCUCAUUCUCACAGGUUAGACAAUCUUCACUGUAUCCAGAUAAAAUUAAACCAGCAUCCACACCAGCCGUUGGGGUCUGCCACCUUGUGGCUAAAAGAUGAAGAUCGUUUGGACUGUGUGACCACUCUUUAUGAUCAGUUAGUGAUACAUUGAUAUAAUUUUUUUUUUUUUCUUUUAAUCCACUUAUCAAUUGGAGUAUACUUGAUGUUGUCAUGAUAAUUUCAAACAUUAAAAGCUGUUUCUGAUCGGGUUAUGUGUAUCCCAUGGUUUAUUGUAAUGGUUGUUCUUGACUGUAAGUAUUACAUUUUUUCUGGGACAAUGUAACUACCAGGCAAGUGGUGGUCAGUUCUUAUACACAUGAUGGAUGCCAAUUUUGUAGUUUGAUCUGCUGUGCUCCAACAUGGACUCUUAGGACCAAAUGUUCAGUGUCAACAGACUGAGAUCAGCUGUUUUUGUUUUGUCAUAAUUUUUUGCCUUUAUUCAGCAUCAUGAAUGAAGGCUCUGACCGUCUCCCCUUGACAUGCAGUACAUUACCCUUGAUAUCUAUUAGGUCAUGAUUUCAUUGUCAUUUACUUUGAUUAAAAGUAUUUUGUCCUUUCGGA
Seriola aureovittata is the source of this 2748-nucleotide messenger RNA. RefSeq names its product chromobox homolog 5 (HP1 alpha homolog, Drosophila) (gene cbx5). Gene Ontology annotation, cellular component: pericentric heterochromatin; nucleus. Gene Ontology annotation, biological process: negative regulation of transcription by RNA polymerase II; chromatin organization. The transcript has 5 exons. The coding region runs from base 607 to 1206 and encodes 199 amino acids. Gene Ontology annotation, molecular function: chromatin binding. NCBI's taxonomy places the organism in Eukaryota, Metazoa, Chordata, Actinopteri, Carangiformes, Carangidae. The record is from RefSeq and is a predicted model, not a curated record.